CCAUGGGGCUCCCGGCGCUGGAGUUCAGCGACUGCUGCCUCGACAGCCCGCACUUCCGAGAGACGCUCAAGUCGCACGAAGCGGAGCUGGACAAGACCAACAAAUUUAUCAAGGAGCUUAUUAAGGACGGGAAGACGCUCAUCAGCGCGCUCAAGAACACAGGCGCUGCCCAGAAAGAGGCUGCGUGGAGUGUUGAGGAAUGUGAAUUUCAGCAUCUCGGUGAGUCAGAGAUAGAAAAUGAAUGUUGUUUGACACGGUCUCUGCAGGAGUUUGCCACGGUGCUCAGGAAUCUGGAAGACGAACGGAUUCGGAUGAUUGAGAAUGCCAGUGAGGUGCUCAUUACUCCUUUGGAGAAAUUUCGAAAGGAGCAAAUUGGGGCUGCCAAGGAAGCCAAAAAGAAGUAUGACAAAGAGACAGAGAAGUAUUGUGGCAUCUUGGAAAAACAUUUGAAUUUGUCUUCCAAAAAGAAAGAAUCUCAGCUCCAGGAGGCUGACACCCAAGUGGACCUGGUCCGCCACCAUUUUUACGAAGUCUCCCUGGAGUAUGUCUUCAAGGUGCAGGAGGUCCAAGAGAGAAAGAUGUUUGAGUUUGUGGAGCCUCUCCUGGCAUUCCUGCAAGGACUCUUCACUUUCUAUCACCAUGGUUAUGAACUGGCCAAGGAUUUCAGCGACUUCAAGACCCAGCUGACCAUUAGUAUCCAGAAUACAAGAAAUCGCUUUGAAGGUACCAGGUCAGAAGUGGAAUCGCUGAUGGAAAAGAUGAAGGAGAAUCCCCUUGAUCAUAAGACGAUCAGUCCCUAUACCAUGGAGGGGUACCUCUACGUCCAGGAGAAACGUCACUUUGGAACUUCUUGGGUGAAGCACUACUGCACGUACCAGCGGGAUUCCAAACAGAUCACCAUGGUGCCAUUUGACCAAAAGUCAGGAGGGAAGGGGGGAGAAGAUGAAUCUGUCACCCUGAAAUCCUGCACAAGGCGGAAAACAGACUCUAUCGAGAAGAGGUUUUGCUUUGACGUAGAAGCAGUGGACAGGCCAGGGGUUAUCACCAUGCAGGCAUUGUCGGAGGAGGACCGGCGGCUCUGGAUGGAGGCCAUGGAUGGCCGGGAACCUGUCUACAACUCAAACAAGGACAGUCAGAGCGAAGGGAUGGCACAGUUGGACAGCAUCGGCUUCAACAUCAUCAAGAAGUGCAUCCACGCAGUGGAAACCAGAGGCAUCAACGAGCAGGGCCUGUACCGCAUCGUGGGGGUCAACUCCAGAGUGCAGAAGUUGCUGAGUGUCCUGAUGGACCCCAAAGCGGCUUCUGAAACAGAAGCGGAGAUCUGCGCCGAGUGGGAGAUUAAGACCAUCACGAGUGCCCUGAAGACCUACCUAAGAAUGCUUCCAGGACCACUCAUGAUGUACCAGUUUCAAAGAAGUUUCAUCAAAGCAGCAAAGCUGGAGAAUCAGGAGUCUCGGGUCUCUGAAAUCCACAGCCUUGUUCAUCGGCUCCCAGAGAAAAAUCGGCAGAUGUUACAGCUGCUUAUGAACCACUUAGCCAAUGUUGCUAACAACCACAAGCAGAAUUUGAUGACGGUGGCCAACCUGGGGGUGGUGUUCGGACCCACCCUGCUGCGGCCUCAGGAAGAAACGGUAGCAGCCAUCAUGGAUAUCAAAUUCCAGAACAUCGUUAUUGAGAUCCUAAUCGAAAAUCAUGAAAAGAUAUUUAACACCGUGCCAGACGCCGCCGCGCUCAACGAUGCCCAGCUGCACCUGUCUUGGAAGAAGAGCAGCGACUGUAAGCCCCCCUCCUGCAGCGAGAGGCCCCUGACCCUCUUCCACGCCGCGCAGUCCACGGAGAAACAGGAACAAAGGAACAGCAUCAUCAACUCCAGUUUGGAAUCUGUUGUUUCUUCUAAUGCCAACAGCAUCCUUAAUUCCAGCAGCAGCCUGCAGCCAAACAUGAACUCCAGCGACCCAGACCUGGAUGUGGCCAAACCCACUCGGCCCAACUCACUCCCCCCGAAUCCAAGCCCAACAUCACCCCUCUCGCCAUCUUGGCCCAUGUUCUCGGCGCCAUCCAGCCCUAUGCCCACCUCAUCCGCGUCCAGCGACUCAUCCCCCAUCAGCACACCAUUCCGGACGGCAAAAGCCCUGUACGCCUGCAAAGCUGAGCAUGACUCGGAGCUCUCCUUCACCGCAGGCACGCUCUUCGAGAAGGUUCACCCAUCUCAGGAGCCUGGCUGGUUGGAGGGGACUCUCAACGGAAAGACCGGCCUCAUCCCUGAGAACUACGUGGAAUUCCUCUAACUGUGGGCCCCCCAGCGGAACCGCUGAGCUUUACAUGGUAUCCAUGACAACCGCUGAUCCCCUUGUGGUAGACCAUUUCUCCCUGCCACUGAGAAAGGCAAGGUGACAGACUGCUGAUGCCUGUCAAGAUGAACAUUUCUGUGAGCUGUGGUGUCACCCAUCCCCACGAUCAUCUCAGCUGACACGAGGCGAUGCUGCUGGAGCCAGAAGGAAAUCGGCACAGGAGGCCAUUGGACUUGGAUACCCAGAGAAAGGCUGGCAAAGGCAUUUCCUCCUGAGCCUCAUGAGCACCACACAGAGGGAGCACUCGCUUUGGUUCAACGGUCGCCCAAACCCCAACAGGAUGAAAGAGGAAGUAACAUAAAAUAGUCCCCAAGACCACACAGUUGAGCUGAAUCCUGUAGGGGUGGGUGAAGGAAUUGGCACCGAGAUCCAGGCUGGGUCUGUGGCAUCUGUUUACAGUAGGCACUCUCUCUGCCCCACCUCUCAACCCUUAGACCCACACUGCUGCGGCCGCCUGUCCGUCUGUGUGGAAAGGGGUUAGGGCGCUGUUCACAUAAGAGCCAAUCUCUCACCAUCUCUGAAGCAGCAGUGGGCCCCUUGUCAGCAGAAUCCAGUGGAGGCCUCUCAUGCAAAGGCACACACACCCCGCCCCCAAGAAGAGAAUUCAUCUGCCACCUAGAGGGCUGCCAUCACCUAGUAACCAUGGCAACUCAACCUACUCAAAAAACAAAACAAAAAAUAGCACACCCUCUUUGCAUGGCACGCUGUUUUUUGGGUCUAGUUUUUUCCCACCUUUUUGGUAGUUUUCUAAAUGGCUUUCCAACAACGUGAAGCGGAAAAAUCAAGGGAUUGGAGUCGUCCACUUGACGCAGACUGCAGAACAGCCGGGAACUACCUGUCCCCUUUCUGAUGUCAGCAGUGUCGGGCUAUAUAGGGCGCACACUCCGCUCACUUCUCCAGAUGAAUUACAGACUGGCUGGAUAUUUGUGUUCCUCCCUGCAGCUGCUUUCUAGAAAGCAAGCUGCUACUUCCCAGUGAGGGUCGCUGUCCCUUCGUCUGACCUCCUCUUCCCUGUGGCCUCCUGCCCACCCCUCCCGGACCUGCCUGCAGCCUGGGUGCAGCCUGUCACUCAGGCAGAUCUGCACUGGUGGACUUCUGGCAUAUUUGGUUCACUCACUGCCGCUCAGAAAAAGGGAGUUCUCAGACCAGACAGGCACGGGUCUAGUCUCAGGCCCUUGUGAGUCAGACGACCCCCAAAGGUUGGAGGCUGGCAGGUGAAAUGGGGAUCUUCUGAGAAGCAGCAUUCCCAGGUCAGGGGUGUCGUGGGCAAUAGCGGACAGCUGUCCUGGGUGGGAAAGGAAGGCUUGGAUAGGGCAGGCUCACUCGGCCUCCAGAGAACUGAAUCUCUUCACAAGAGUGGCUCUGGCACACUGACGACAACCCAGUGGCCCGGGAAGCUUCUUAGGCUCCCCUGGGGUGGCAGCACUGUUCCGGAAAGGGUUUCCAUCCCUUCUGGGAUUUCUAUUUAGGGAAUUUAAAAGAAGAAAAGAAAAAAAACUUGAAUUGUGUUGAGUUACUGUAUCUUUUACUUUUUUUUUUGGAACAAAUAACUUGUAAAUAGUGUGAUUUAAAGUACUAUAUGGCAAAGUUUUAUAUUUGAUAUUCUUUAAGCUAGUGGCUCCACACGUUGAAGCUCUGAUCACUGAACAAGCUGUGCAUAAGGAGGGGAGAGGAGGCAACCCCGAAGACAGCGCGGGCCUCCCCGCUCCGGCCGGAGAAAGGAGAAGUCAUCCACCUGUGUCCGCUGUCUGCUCGGGCUGAUGGGCACGGCAAGGGGACGCACCUGGCCGCCUGAACUAGAAUUUCUGUCUGAGCAUUUCUCGGGCUUUGGAUUGAGACUGUGGUGGAAAGAACUCUUGCAGCAAUGGGCUCUUCUGAGAACGUCCUGUUCGUAGUAAGGUAAAGCUCAGGAUUUCUAUAGGUAGGGCGAGGGGUUAGAUGUUCUUAGAUUUUCUUCUCAGGUAUCCUUGUUCUCCUAAGACAGCAGGACAGAAGGCACUGGGACAUUGCUGUUCUCCUUACAUAUUUUCUCCACAUCAUUGAAGGCUUCCUAAUCAAGGCCGAGCUGGUUUGCAAAUGUAGCGAGUAUGUAGAGUCCUGGGGGGAAAUUGUUUGCUUCUUAGAAUCAUUAGUUGUUGAGGUGGCGCUCCUCUCCCCAAAUAUGUUCAUGUUCUUUCCGCUCAGAUUCCCCCAUAACCCCCAAGUAAGAGCGACUCCAAGGGAGGAUGUGGAUGGUGAUGUCGUAGCCCUGCAGGCAGCUGUAACGAGCAUUAGAGCCCAUCGCGUCCUCCACGCUUCAGUUUAUCAGCUCAAGGAUUAGAAAUGUACCCAUGGAAUCAGGGAGCAAGAAUUAACAAGGGACAAGAACAUGAGAGGACUCCGAAGCUACCACCAAACAAGGGCAUAGACUAAUUUGCGAGAGCUGCUCCCAUGAACUUGGAACAGCUUGAGGAACGGUCCUGAGAGACUAUUUGGGCUUUCCAACAGAACGAGCCCAAGGUCAUACCUUCAACACAUUUGGCAUUUUAAAUGGUCACCUGCCCAACGGAAACCAUAAGUGGAGCUAAUGCGGAGGACCACAAGGAUCAGGCCCCAGUCUGGGGAUUUUCUCACCCAAGUCUGUCUGUAAGCACUUGUCCCCUGCUUGAUCAUUUGGAACCAUAUCCCUCUCUCCUAAGCUGGCCAUUGCUGGCAGCCAGAGGGACAUGGAGCUGCUGCCAGCAGGCAUUUUUAGGUAGACCCUUCCCAGCAUCCUUGUAGCCAGGCUGGGCCUAUGGAAGAUGGCGGUCAGUUUCUCUUCCCCAGCCUGGCUCAUCUGCUCCCCAUUAACUGCAAAACUGGAGAAACCCUUCUGGAGAUAAGCCGGCAAUCAGGAAGGAGCAUGAAGACUAUAUACAUAUAAUUUCCCUCUCUCUUCCUUCACGGCCCCAACAUUCCUAGCUCUCAGCGUACAGUCCAGGGGAAGGAACGGGGUAUCAGAGUGGAGGCCCAUCUCCCAGGAGUUCUUUAAGGUCCUGGGCAUAGCCGAGGAGCCCUGCUAGUGUAGUGCUUAUGCCUUGGGCUGCGAUCUACAUAGUCGGCUGUUCAAAACUCCCAUCAAUUCCACAGGAGAAGAUUGGUCAGUCUGCUCCCCUAAACAGUUACCUUCUCGGAAGCCCACAGGGGUCACCAUGAGUCAGCAUUGACUCGAUGGUUGUGAGUUUAGCUUUUGAUGUGGACCUAGCCUCAGUCUUGGUAGGGCAUUAGACCUUUCUCUCACAUGCCCCUGGGGUACCCUUCAGGACUCUGUAGCUCAAGAAUGCCCCGCCUUGGGAAGAGUUCAUUUUCAUAGGGAGGUUUUCAAACCCCGACCUGACCCAAGUGGAUUCUUGUCUUGCUCAAAACUGAUGACAUUUUUCUCUUAUUUUUAACACACAGUAUAAGAGAUACAGAGAGAUGAACCUUGAAUCAAAGCCUUUCUUGACACCUUGGAAUUCGAGUCCACUUUUAGCUAACUGUCUUAGUAUUUUUGCAGUCAGUAUAUGUUUGCUAUGUCAGACCAGACAGUUUAUUUCAACACAAGUUCAGACCCCCCAUGGCUUGCUGAAUCCUUUUUGGACAAACAGGAAGAGAGAAAACAAGUCCGUGUUAGUGAGCAGGUUGCUUCCAGCUCUUCCCACAGACAGAGACUCGGUCCCAGGCCUCUGAGCAACCCUGCUGGAGCUGCUAGCUGAGCAUUGGAUUGCUAACCAUGAGGUUGGUGGUUCAAACCCAUCAGUUUUUCUGCAAGAGAAAGAUAGGGUAGUCUGCUCCCGGAAAGAUCUGACAGCCAUGGAAACCCUCUAUGGGAUGGCUGUCUGUCAGAACCAUCCUGGUGGCAGCGGGUGUGAGAUUGGGACCAGGACUCCAGAGAUGAGUAUGCCAUCCCUGCAGGUCAAAGGGAAGUCCUUCUGGCAACUGAGCUCAUGACCCCUGAAAACUCCCAGCCUGGUUACACCAAGAGCUUUGUCUUAACUAUAGAGAGUCCGGAGAGCCAACAAGAGGGGUAGGGGGGAGGUGUCGAGAAACAAGACAGAAGAAGCUACCGACAACCUGAUUGCUCUAUUCGUGACUGUCCGCACUUUUCUUCCUCUGGCUUCUCCACAAAAAAAGCUCUCUCCCUUAGUUCUAUAGACAGAGGAUUCACAGGCACAAGAAUGAGCCAGAAGAGCCCACCGUUUGCCCCAGGAUUGAAUGUCUUAAGAAUAUCUGUAUUACCAAAGGUGGUAGCCAGUGCUGACGAACCCCAACAGCCUCUUAGCUACCGGACUUGACAAGGAACGUCCGAGGACGGAAGUUCUGUUGUCUCUGGAAAACUGGACAAUAGUCAAUUGCCGUGACCACCUGCCUCCCAUCCCUUUAAAGUCAGCCAGGCGUCCUCUCACACACCCUGGGCAGGAGUUUGAAACCGUCAUCCUGUGCUCAGAUGUGUCUGGCAGCUGAUGUGCUGGGCCCUGGGUCCCUGCUCUGUGAUUGUGGCCUCACAGUGACAACAGCAGCAGAGCCCGGAGCCUCGCACAACCUUCCAGCAAAGCUGAGACGAGGCUCCGGCAAGUCAUGGUUAGCUUUUAUUUUUUCUGCCCCUUUUCUGCCUCAUUCAAGAACUUCCCAAAGCAGACAGGGAAGGCCGGUGGUCCGCAUAGGCAGCCCCGGCCGAAGGACAGGCACCUGUAUUCUCAAGGAGAACAAGCAUUAGAACUGAAGUCAUGUCAGAACCAGAGAGAGAUUGGGGAGGACAUUGAACAACUUUGAGGAAUAUUUUUACAAAGACAAGAAUCCUUAAGUUGGUGGGGGGGGGGUGGGGAGAAGACCAGAAAAUCACAAUUAGUAUUUUCCCCAAAGCUUUGCAGGAUAUCACAAGAGGAAAAUGACUUCCAAGACAGAAUGGUUUUGCAGAGAUGUGGCACUUUCCAAAACCUGCGUAAGGGAGCAAUGCUUGUCAACAUUCCCUGUUGUCCACACACUGUUGGGCUUCCUGGGAGCAGGCCUGCAAGAGCCAGGAGUAGAAGUUCCUCCCACGAUGUCUACAAGAGUCACCCAGACAGACACCGACAGUCAGCUCUCAGGGGUAUCCAGACACCAGGGCCAACCUUGGGUCUAUAAAAAGAGCUACAUCUAGCGGCUCGAAAGCAUUUGUGUGUCCAUGUGUGUCUUCCUAUGUGUAUAUAGAGGGCAUACUUACAUGUGUAAAGAUAUACACUAUCACAGAGAAACCUUCCCAAGCUGAGCCCUCUCAGCCUUUGGGAUUUUGAGUUGGAGAAUAAGGGAGAUGAGAGAGCCUGCUGAUUGACGAUCAGAAUAAGCAUCACGCAAGGAAAGGAAGUGCCCUUUGAGAACUGGGGUCAUAUUUAUUAAAUGGUUAUUCUCUGCAGCUACCUUCUGUAUUAACUUAUUAAAAGUCAUGUCGAAAGAAGGGCGGGGGAGAUCAAACUCAUACAUGCUUAGUAGCUAAAGCUAGGCUAGUGUUCAAAAGCACUCUAAAAAGACAUUUUGUCCAUAUUUUGGAGAAGAAAAUAUUUGCAUGUCUCAUUCAUAUUUAGGCUACCGUUGAGUAAACUGUAAAGUGCCGUGUGAUAUAUCAAUAAAGUACUUAUGAAAUGGCACCUUCAUGUUUAAAAACAAGAAACCAUAACUGCACUGACGUGUGGGAAUCCCACGCCAUCAUUAAGUGCUCUGUGACUAGAGGAGAACUUUUGCUCUGUUGUUAGUCAAACACUUCUGCCACACGUAAGCUUAAAAAAAAUUUUUAAAGCGUGUUUUGCAUCCCUCCGCCUAUCUAUGAAGAAAACAUGAUUUCUUUGGAUUGGCCUUUGCAGCUUGGCUUGCGUCCAUUAGAUUGGUUUAUGUGACAAUCCCUAUGAAAUGAGUAAAAGUCUGAUAUUGAAUUUUU
Molecule: messenger RNA, 8259 nt
Organism: Echinops telfairi (small Madagascar hedgehog)
Lineage: Eukaryota; Metazoa; Chordata; Mammalia; Afrosoricida; Tenrecidae
Gene: ARHGAP26
Product: Rho GTPase activating protein 26
Exons: 25
Coding region: 3-2288 (761 amino acids)
Biological process (GO): signal transduction
Cellular component (GO): cytoplasm
Molecular function (GO): GTPase activator activity; protein binding
Source: RefSeq, a predicted model, not a curated record